GUCAGUUACAUAGGAGCAGAAUCAGUAAUUGGUAUCAUUACUUUGUCUUCCUCAUGCUUUAGCAAUUACAGCUCCAUUCCAUUCCAUUUCACUGUAAUUCACUAACCUCAAAACCCAAUUUUUUCCAAACCCUAAUCUUCAUAUCUCUUGCUUACCAUGGGGUUGACCUUGGUGGUUCUGGCCAAGCUCAAGCUCAUAACCACCUCCCACAGUGUAUGUCCGAUGGUGGCCGGCUUGGCAUGGGCUUUUGUCCUCAAACUGUCGUUCAGUAUCACAAAACUCGGACCUCUUCGUCGAGUCUACGCUGAUGUGCUGAAUGGGUUCAGGCUUUUCUUAUUCCAAAUGGGUCAGAUAUCACUCAAUGCAGCACCAACUUCUAGUAAUAGAACUAGAUGGGAACGAGCUCUUCGGCUAGUCCGCGAGAGGUUAACUCAGGUGACCCGGUCGCCGGCGUUGGAGUCCGAUGAGGAUAGCUUGCACACUCUUUCAAUGAUAGCACUUUAAGCUUCAUAUUUUGUGAGUAAUUUGUGUUCAUAUGGUUCUUUUUCUUUCAAUUUCUUGUGGCUAAGUAAUUGUUUUUUAACUUAAAUUGCAAAAGAAAUACAUUCCUUUUCCUUUUCAAGAUCAUGGUACCGCCACUGCUAGAACCAACACUACCA
Ilex paraguariensis (yerba mate) is the source of this 659-nucleotide messenger RNA. Lineage: Eukaryota; Viridiplantae; Streptophyta; Magnoliopsida; Aquifoliales; Aquifoliaceae. The record is from the annotation of a GenBank genome assembly.